Coffea eugenioides is the source of this 2070-nucleotide messenger RNA. Its product is annotated as GDSL esterase/lipase At4g10955. The coding region runs from base 233 to 1306 and encodes 357 amino acids. NCBI's taxonomy places the organism in Eukaryota, Viridiplantae, Streptophyta, Magnoliopsida, Gentianales, Rubiaceae. The record is from RefSeq and is a predicted model, not a curated record. The transcript has 5 exons. Gene Ontology annotation, biological process: lipid metabolic process.
CGAACAGCUAACAGCAACACCCCACCAUCAUCAAUGUCGAACAAGCUAACAGCAACUGCCACCCACCGCCACCAUAAAUGAGUCAUGGAAGCGAGCAAGGUAGGUAUAUUCGAAGAGUCUUCAAAUCAAACCAAACUCCGCAAGCUUUGAGCUCCUCCGAUCCAUCUCCUCUGAAAUCUCAUUUCUCCGUGAUCUUCCAGGUAUCGUUUGAUAUUCUAUUAGCCAACAUUUCAUGGAUAGAGAUUCAGGAGAACAACUAAGGAGAGAGAUGGUAAUGGCAUCAGAAAGGGAGAAUUUUGAGCUUUCAGGACCAUUGCACCUAUCUAGUAUGGACUGGAAGAGUACAGAUUAUCGAAGAUCUGUUGCAGCUUGUUUGGUACAGGGUGUCUACAUUCUGGAACGCGAUCGCCAGGAAAAGCGGCAGGGAAGUGAAGCACUUGCUCCUCCAUGGUGGAAUUUCUUCCAUUUUCAAUUACGCACUCCGCUUGUUGAUGAGGCUGAUUCAUCUACCUUUGGUGCCAUCUAUGAAUUGAAACACCCAAUGCCUCAUGAUAAAAGUUCAGUUAAUGACAGCCCACGUUAUGUUAUUGCUUUUCGAGGUACAUUAACCAAGGGUGAUGCAUUCUCCCGGGACCUCCAAUUGAAUGUCCACUUAGUCCGGAAUGACCUCCACCAGACGUCUCGAUUUGAAAUAGCCAUUCAAGCUGUUCGGAGCAUUGUUGCAACAUAUGGAAGUUCAAAUAUUUGGCUAGCUGGGCACUCUCUGGGAUCUGCCUUGGCAUUGCUUGUUGGAAAGAGUAUGGCAAAAACAGGAGUCUUACUUGAAGCUUUUCUGUUUAAUCCACCAUUUGUUUCAGCUCCAAUUGAGAGAAUAAAGGACAAAAAAGUCAAACAUGGGCUUCGAAUUGCAAGUAGUGUCGUAACCGCUGGACUUGCUUUUGCUAUGAAAAAUAGCCACCGGAAGAAUCAAACAGGAGAUACAUUUGUUGCAUUGUCAGAAUGGAUGCCAUGCCUAUUUGUUAAUCCAGCGGAUCACGUAUGCUCUGAGUAUAUUGGGUAUUUUGAACACAGGAAAAACAUGGACGAGAUUGGUGUUGGACUAAUUGAGAAAUUGGCAACCCAGCACUCACUUGGGGGUCUCGUUAUGACCGCAAUGGGCAAGGAGGCAGAAGAGCCCCUACACCUUAUUCCUACUGCGAAAUUAACAGUUAAUUUAUCUCCCUCGCAAGAAUUCAAAGAAGCCCACGGAAUACACCAAUGGUGGAGGUCUGAUCUGCUCUUAGAAUUGAAAACUUACAAGUACUGAUGGUUGUUAUGUUGUACAGGAUCGAUGCUAAAAUGAUUAUGGGUGUAGUCCGCUGGAGUUUAUUGUGGAAUUAUGAGGUGAGAUGGAUCAAGCGUGAUCUUCAUUUUCACUAUUCUGAGCUUUUUAUGCAACCUGACGUGCAGUAUUUGAAACUCGAAGCACUCAGUAGUAAGCACAUAUGCACAGUUUGAUCAGGUUUGUCAGUACAAGCAUUCUGCAGAAAACCCAGAAAUCCACUCAUACCUGAAAUUUUAGGUUGGCUUCAAUGAUUGUUGAUGGAGUUUGUGAUACUUUUUGGGCUGGUUGGAUUUUUGGUUUGUUGAAAAAUUCGGCUCAUGUUCAAGUUUGACUCUUUUGGCUUGUGUAGUAUAUGCUAAUGUACAGCUUCAACCAUGGCAAUUACGCCAGACAGCUACCACUUAAAAUGGAAAUGGACGACCUGAAGAGCCCGGGAGCUGCUUUGGCUAAUCAGUGCUAAUCUUAACUAUACGUCCUCGAGUUUGAUGUCUUGAAUCUUGAGGAUGCUAUUAAGCGCUAGUGGGACAGAGAUGAAAUUUGACGUAUGAAAAGUGAAUUUCUGUUAAAUUCUUAGCUGCCUGCCUUAUUCAUUUUUUAGGUCCCAAGGAGCAAAGCACGGGAACAUUCAAAAGAAACGGUAGUAUUCUUCUUGUGCCAUUUGUGUUGUGGUUUCUUCCAAGUUCAGAUUUACAGUAAGGCUCUUUUCUCUGCCAUGAAUAUGAUAAAGCUCUUUCUUUUCUGCUCAA